Monodelphis domestica (gray short-tailed opossum) is the source of this 2574-nucleotide messenger RNA. RefSeq lists its product as uncharacterized. Lineage: Eukaryota; Metazoa; Chordata; Mammalia; Didelphimorphia; Didelphidae. Gene Ontology annotation, cellular component: membrane. The record is from RefSeq and is a predicted model, not a curated record.
GUGACUAAAGGAGCAUGGAAAUUCAAGGAACUGGGGGAUUCAAGUUGCCGGUACUGGAAGCGCCAGGAGGACCGGGCUGUAAGAAGACUGGGCUGAGUUCUGCACUUCGGGGUGGAACUAGUCGGACCCAAGAUUAAAGAGCAUAGCAGGAAAAGGGAAGACUAUUUGCUGAUGAAAGAUUAAAGCGGGCCUGUACUGGGCGGAGCGAUGCAGCGGUGAGAGGAUCAGUCUAUUGGCUGAUGAAGUUUGCUUGAGAACAGCUGCAGUAGUCUUUCCACGGUCUGAGGACGGACGGAAGCAACCUCGAUGUCUCCAUCUCUCUGUCUCUGGCUUCUCCUGUGUUCUCUUAGUAACCUCACAGGCACCAUUGUCUCAGCAGUGGAGAUAUCCUCUCUGAACGGGACCGUGGGAAAAUCUAUCCUGCUCUGUAUAGCCACAGAUUAUGGAAAUGAGACUCGGUCAAUUGAAUGGAUUGAUAAGACUCGCAAUCAACUCCUGUUCAAGAUCCAGCCAGGGGAAACUGAGUCAAACUGGAUUACCGCCCAGGACACAUACAAAGGGAGGCUGUCUGUACAUGAUAUGCGUUGUCUGAAGAUUGAGAAUCUGACCUCUGAAGACAGUGGUCUCUAUGAAGUAGAAAUCAAGUUGAACACUGGAGAAAUAAAACCUCAGAUCUUCAAUGUGACUGUGUCUGGCACUGUGACUACAGGAUCCAACAUGAAACCACGGAAUUACUGGAUCUCAAUUGGCAUCCCAGUGGGUAUAGUCUGUGUUGUCCUCCUAGGGAUCGGAGUCCUGCUGUGUAAAGGUAAAGUUUGCUCUUGGAAAUUUCUAGGUCACCUGAAAAAUCCAGGUGGAUGAGAGUGCUGGGGCAAUGGGGUCGGGGGAGAAUUACACUGGUUUUACUUUGGGGAGCAAAAGAGAGGAGGAGGGCCUUGAGCCCUGGAUAUUCUAUUCAGUGGUCUAGCUUCAUGGAAGGGUUAUGACCAGCCUGUUCUUUGACAUUGACUCUUCUCAUCUCUAGGCAUUUUAAAAAAAAGGAAGGAAAGAAAGAAAAACAUCACAAGUAUGGACAACCUGUCCAGAUCAAGAAACCCAAAUUGGGGAAACAUAAAAGUAAAGCUGUUCUGUACUAGAGAGAUAUAUAUGUAUACAUACGUGUAUAUAUGUAUGUCAUGGACAAGAAUGAAGUCAGCCAGGUAUAAGUAGAAGAGGAACAGGAACUUGCCUCUUAGUCUUAGUUUUAUGCUUUAAUUCUAAUCCAAAGAAAGAGGCUUCUGACAAAGAAUUUGCUUCUGGUGGCUAGGAAAUCAAAGUAAGAGAAAAGAAUUAAGUAUAAAGCAAACUGCAUAGAAAGGAUAAUUCUGUUUCAAAGUGAUUGACACAUCAAGAAAUCUCCUAAGUCCUACUAAAUUCUUUUUAUGACACAAAUAUGGUACUGAUACCUAAGCCAGGAAGGGCAAAAACAGGGAAAGAAAAUUACAGAUCAAUCUCCUUAAUGAACAUAGAUGCAAAAAUCUUAAAUAAAAUAGUAGCAAAGAGACUACAGCAAUAUAUCACAAAGAUUAUUCACUAUGAUCACGUAGGAUUGAUACCAGGAAUGCAAGGCUGGUUUAAUAUUAGGAAAACGAUCCACAUAAUUGACUAUAUCAAUAAUCAGACUAACAGAAAUCACAUGAUUGGAGUCAGCUGGGUAGCUCUGUGGAUUGAGAACCAAGUCUAGAGAUGGAAGGUCCUAUGUUAAAAUCUGCUCUCAGACACUUCCUAGCUGUGUGAUCUUGUGCAAGUCACUUAACCCCAAUUGCCUAUCCCUUACUGCUCUUCUGUCUUAGAAUCAAAGUGUUGAUUCUAAGGCAGAAGGUAAGGUUUUUAAUUUAAAGGAGGAAAAAAAUCACAUGAUUAUCUCAAUAGAUGCAGAAAAAGCCUUUGACAAAAUACAACACCCUUUCCUAUAGAAAAUACUAGAAAGCAUAGGAAUAAAAGGGUCUUUCCUCAAAAUAAUAAGUAGUAUUUAUUUAAAACCAGCAGCAAGUAUCAUCUGCAAUGGGUAUAAGUUGGAAGCCUUCCCAGUAAGAUCAGGAAUGAAGCAAGGAUGCCAAUUUUUACUAUUAUUUAAGAUUAUACUAGAAAUGCUAGCUUUAGCAAUUAGAGAAGAAAAAGAAAUUGAAGGAAUUAAAGUAGGCAGUGAGGAAACUAAACUAUUACUCUUUGUAGAUGAUUUGAUGGUAUUCUAAGAGAAUCCAAGAAAAUCAACUAAAAAGCUACUUGCAAUAAUUAAUAACUUUAGCAAAGUUGCAAGACACAAAAUAAACUCACAUAAAUCAUCAGCAUUUCUAUAUAUUUCCAACAAAAAGCAGCAGCAAGAAUUAAAGAAAUUCCAUUUAAAAUCACUCUAGGCAAUAUAAAAUACUUGGGAAUCUUAUUUGCCUAGACAAAUACAGUUUAAUAUGAACACAAUUACAACACUUUUCACAUAAAUAAAAUUAGGUCUAAACAAUUAGAACAACAUUAAUUGUUCAUGAGAAGGCCAAGCUAAUAUAAGAAAAAUGACAAUCCUAUGUAAACUAAUUUACU